GCGAGCCCAGCACUGCUCAGAAAAGACAGAUAGAGAAUCAGGCGGCUGCAAAGGGUGGCAGUACGACCCUCUUUUGGGGGGGUCUGAUUAUAACAAAAUAUAUACACACAUAUAUGCAUGCCCAGGGCCGCAAGAUAGGUCAUAUGCCGAUUGUAGAUAUUUUAGCAAACAUCUAGACGUAUAUCUAUACAUUUUAAAAUGCCUAUUUUACUUUUCCUGAUAGACACGUCCGCUUCUAUGAAUCAGCGCACUUAUUUGGGUACGACGUAUCUGGACAUUGCUAAAGGCGCGGUUGAGAUCUUUAUGAAGCUGCGUGCCCGAGACCCGGCUAGUAGAGGCGACAGGUACAUGCUAGUUACAUUCGAUGAUCCACCAUACGGCGUAAAGGCGGGUUGGAAGGAGAAUCAUGCCACAUUCAUGAGUGAGCUGAAGAACCUGCAGGCAUCUGGGCUGACUACACUGGGUCACGCUCUCCGCGCUGCCUUCGACCUGCUCAAUCUCAACAGACUAGUCUCUGGCAUCGACAACUAUGGUCAGGGUCGGAACCCGUUCUUUCUGGAGCCAUCGGUCAUUAUUACGAUUACAGAUGGUAACAAACUGACGCACAGCUCUGGUGUGGCUGAGGAGCUACAUCUGCCGCUGAAUUCCCCGUUGCCGGGUAGUGAGCUGACUAAGGAACCGUUCCGCUGGGACCAGCGACUCUUCGCCCUGGUCCUGCGGCUGCCAGGAGUGUCCGUGCCCGACAGCGAGCAGCUGGGCAGUGUGCCCACUGAUGAGUCUGCUAUCACCCAGAUGUGUGAGGUCACUGGAGGCCGCUCUUACUGUGUUAAGACGCAAAGGAUGCUGAACCAGUGUCUUGAGUCUCUCGUCCAAAAGGUUUUGAGUGGAGUUGUAAUACACUUUGAGAAGAGUGGUCCAGAUCCACCCAUGAUAGGUGAAGAUGGUCUUGUGGAUCCGGCUCGUCCUUUGUCGUCCUUCAGUCCGCAGCCCUGGCACAGCUGCCACAAGCUCAUUUACGUCCGGCCCAACCCCAAGACAGGUGUACCUGUGGGUCACUGGCCAAUCCCAGAAUCCUUCUGGCCUGACCAGAACUCCCCCACUUUGCCUCCUCGAUCUUCCCAUCCUGUGGUGAGGUUUUCAUGUGUCGACUGUGAGCCGAUGGUUAUUGACAAGCUGCCUUUUGACAAAUAUGAGCUGGAGCCGUCCCCGCUGACCCAGUACAUCUUGGAGAGGAAAUCUCCACACAUGUGCUGGCAGGUGUUUGUGAACUGCAGCGGCAAACACAGCGAUCUAGCCCACCCGUUCGGCUACCUAAAGGCCAGCACUACACUCACCUGUGUCAACCUCUUCGUUAUGCCUUACAACUAUCCCGUCCUGUUGCCACUCCUCGAUGAUUUGUUUAAAGUGCACAAGCUCAAGCCAAACCUCAAGUGGCGUCAGGCUUUUGAAAUGUACCUGAAGUCCAUGCCUCCUUACUUUCUUUUGCCUCUCAAGAAGGCACUGAGGAUGAUGGGAGCCCCAAAUCUCAUCUCUGACAACAUGGAUUGUGGCUUGAGCUACAGUGUCAUUUCCUAUCUAAAAAAACUCAGCCAGCAGGCAAAGAUUGAGUCAGAUCGUCUGAUUGUGUCUGUCGGGAAGAAGCCUCCUCAAGAGACGGGCAUCAAGGUGAAGAACCACUCGAGCGCCCUAUCUUUGGCAUACCGCCGUGAUUUCAAGCAGCUCCUGCAAGGCAUCAUGGGCGAGGUACCCCUCAGACUCAUCGACAUGAACUUCAAAGAGUUUGCUGGAUUCCAGAUUGCACUUCUCAACAAGGAUUUGAAGCCCCAGGCCUAUAGAAACGCUUAUGAUAUUCCGCGACGGAACCUUCUAGAUCAAGUGACUCGGAUGCGUUCCAACCUUUUAAGGACAACACAGAAGCUGAUCAGAGGCCAGGAUGAAGACUCCUUGCACAGUAUUCCUGUGGGGCAGAUGGGCAAUUAUCAGGAGUAUCUUAAGAUGAUGCCAUCACCUCUGCGUGAAAUUGAUCCAGACCAGCCCAAACGAUUGCACACGUUCGGCAACCCGUUCAAACAGGACAAGAAGGGAAUGAUGAUAGAUGAAGCAGAUGAGUUUGUAACAGGGCCACAAAAUAAGAAGCGAAGUAACACGGGGGAUCUAAACUCAGGCACUGCCCUGAAGAGGCGGAGGAGUAUGUCCCCACUGUUGCGCCGGCCCCAAACCCCUCCAAUAAUAACCAAUCACGUACUGGGCAAGGGCCCCACAGGGACUCAAGGCCAGCAAGGAAUCAUUAAACCCAUCCCACUACACAAAGGAGCCGAAGGAAACAGUGUAGGGGGCACAGAAAGCAAUGGGGAGCAGGUGCCAAGCGGGGAUUCUGGAGAUGGGUGGCCUGGAGGAGUGGAUGGAGAGGGAGGAGGACCUGCACCUGUGGAGGACAGAGGAGAAGUGGAGGCACCAGACGGCGAGGAGGAGAGAAUAGGACUGGAGAACUGUCUGGAUGAGAGACCCUCUGAUCACACACAGAACUGUGAGGACCUGAGUCCUCCAGGCCAGGAGGGGGCGACGGAGGGCAAUGGAGGAGACACGCCAGCACAGGGCACAAUCGUUAUGAUUCCCCUGGAGGGGAGUAACGCCGAGCUGCGCACUCGAGUCAUCAAAGAGGUCCGCAAGCCUGGCCGUAAUUAUGAGGGAAUAUUCAGGUUACUGGAGGAGGUGAAGGGGCCAGCGUCAGUGCAGAGGUACUUUAUUCAUCAUGCCAUCAAAGAAGCAGCCAGGUUUAAGAAGCGUGUGCUGAUCCAGCAGCUGGAGACGGCUCUGGAGGAGAUUGAAGAAAAACAGAUGUUGCCCGCACAACUCAACAACAUCCACAGCAGAUAGUGGGACGUCACAUCUCACUGAGUGACACACGAGACCAUGGAGAAGUGGCAGAGCUUGCCGACUGAGCACACGGGUUUGAGCCCGACCCAUCAGCCUCAGUACGUAGCGAUGGAGGAUGGAGGCCUGUCUGGCUCACGCUCUGGGUCCAGGCGCUUCCAGUUACUGAAUUGUGUCAAAACUCUGAAAGAGUGCUCACAAUGGAGAGAGGUUCCAGGUUUGACAGGGGCUUUCUGUUAAUUUGUAGGCUUUGGGGCCUGAAAAUGACUUAAUUUAACCAUAAAAUAAUAAAUAAUGAACAAGCACACUCCAGAAAAACCAAGCCUCCCCCACUGUGUGAUAUUACAGGGUCAUCCGAGGCAGAGGUCAGAGUCUGUCACGUGAUUACUGUGUCUAUAUAUUGUCUGUCCACUGUUAUUUGGCAUUAAUGGAUAGUUCAAAGCAGAUAAUAGUAUGGAAAAUCUAAGAUUGAUUUGUGUUUGCAUGAAAUGCCCACAAGUCAUACAACUUCAAAGCAGUCUGGAUCAGGAACUACACUAUUGUAGACUUCUCAAGAGCAAUAACCCUACAAUCAUCAGUACACCAAGCUCAAUUUUACUCCCUAAGUGUGGAAAACACAUGCAGUUAUGUAAUGCAGAUUUUUCAGAAGAAUGUCCUCGUGACUUCUGAGAUUCGGUAUGAGAUUUGGUAGCUGGGCUGUUGUUGUAUUUGUGAUGAUACGUAAUGUCAUGUAGAUGAGCAUCAUUCAGUGUCCUAUAAGCAAUAGUGUCCAAUGAAAAUACAAACACCCUGUCCAGAAAAAACAACAACAACACACAAUCAGGAAAUGCCAACUAUUGUGUGAAACGAACUGGUCCACAGCAGAGUUCUGAUUGUGUCCAGUAUGUGGUCACCUGACAUGUUUGGUCAUCCUACGCUUCUUAUCAGGGGAGAAGUCGCAGACUCCUAAGUUUCAUUUCACAGACGCAAGUUACAUUAGUGACCCCGUUCUUGUUUGUUUUGUGCAUUUUUAAAAACAGAUGUGUACUACUUUUUAAUGUUCAUAAAAAAUAUAGAUUAUUUUUGGAUGGUAUUCCUACAAGAACAUAAAAAAUAUUUUAAGAAUUGUAUAAAACAUUUUGUAAACUGAUAUUAUAUAGACAAAGUUUUAUGAUUUUUUUAUAAAAACAAUGAAAAUGAAAAAUAAAAACAUUACAAAAGAAAA
Molecule: messenger RNA, 4078 nt
Organism: Ctenopharyngodon idella (grass carp)
Lineage: Eukaryota; Metazoa; Chordata; Actinopteri; Cypriniformes; Xenocyprididae
Gene: ints6l
Product: integrator complex subunit 6 like
Exons: 18
Coding region: 199-2877 (892 amino acids)
Biological process (GO): snRNA 3'-end processing
Cellular component (GO): integrator complex
Source: RefSeq, a predicted model, not a curated record